AUGACCCUCGAUGCGCACAUCACCGACCCGUCCCUUGCCUCCGUCAUCGAAACCUCCCGAGCAGCGCGUGAGCAAGCGCAGACUCUGAUCGACCUGAUCAGUCAGGCGACGGCUGCCAACGCCAACGGUCCCAUCCCCGCCGAUGCCCUGACCGACAUCUCGAAGCAGCAGAAGUUGCUCAACACGAGCCUGGCCCACCUGCGCGGGCUGCACCGCGCCGCCCACUUCCGCGCGCGCGAGACCAAGAGCCAGACGGCCGAGGCGCGGCACGAGGUGGACGUGCUGCACCUGCAGCUACAGAACCUGUACUAUGAGCAACACCAUCUCGAGGGAGAGAUUGCGGCCUGCGAGGGGUUUGACCACACCUACCAACUCCUCCCGCUGAUCCCGGUGGAGGAGUUCCUGGCACAGCACCCGGAGCACGCCGACGCCGACGAGAAUGCCCUGAUGGUGGCGCGCAUCAACCACGAACGGGCAGAGCGUGAGGCGCUCGAGCAGCAGCGGCAGGAGCUGCAAAAGCGGAAGCAGAAGCUCAUCGCAGAGAACAAGAAGCGCAGGGAUGACUUGGCAAACCUGGACAGGGACUUGGAGAAGUUCAUCGACGCUGCCAAACCUAUCCAGAAGAUGUUUGAGAAGGUGGUUUGA
This is a messenger RNA of Parathielavia appendiculata, 645 nucleotides long. RefSeq lists its product as uncharacterized. Lineage: Eukaryota; Fungi; Ascomycota; Sordariomycetes; Sordariales; Chaetomiaceae. Bases 1 to 645 code for a protein of 214 amino acids. The transcript is spliced from 3 exons. Gene Ontology annotation, cellular component: THO complex part of transcription export complex. Gene Ontology annotation, biological process: positive regulation of DNA-templated transcription, elongation; mRNA export from nucleus. The record is from RefSeq and is a predicted model, not a curated record. Gene Ontology annotation, molecular function: mRNA binding.